AUGGUAAAGCUCUUAUUUGAACGUGUUUAUUAUUACUGGCGCCAUGCCAUGUACGGGCAUGUUCACAUACUUUGUGCCUCAUUCAUUAAGAACCAAGGAUCUGAUCCACAGUUCUUGAUUUGGGAUGCACUUGCAUCUGGAGCUGAAGGCAAAACUAGCGCUGGUUUGGCAACUCUCGACAAGCUCAAGUCAAUGCUACAAGCACAGCUCGCAAUAGCAUACGCAAAACUAUGGAUCCACAAGCAAGCAAAAAUGCAAGAUUUUGCUUCAAUUAGUGAAAUUGAAUCAACCUUAGACGGAUUAAAGAAUUCAGCAUCAGCAUCAUCGAUCAUUCAAGCAGCUCAAAUUUGUUGGUUAACACGAGAUUAUGAAACAGCUUUCAAUCUUGUACAGCCGCUGACUUCUACUCAACCAGCGAACAAGGACGCAUCAGCUCUUGUUGGCUGGAUUAAACUUACAGAAGGUGACCGAAAUAGCGGCCGCUGGUUCGAUCUUGCAAAUUCCGACGCUUCUGUUACUGCUAGGAACAUCGAUCCAUUCGUUAUCUACGGCAAAGCAUUAUACUUCGCAAAUGUUAACAAAUGGCAAGAGUCAUUAGCUUCUCUUGUUCAAUUAUCCGGAAUUAGUGAUUUCCCAGAAGCGAACUUAGAAAGGGCUCGUGUAUAUCUGUCAUCGAGAAGCUGGGAACUUGCAUUAGAAGCUGCUCAAGAAGGCGCAGGACAUUACGUCAGCGACGCAGAGAUUCAUUUUCUGACUGUCCUUUACGAAUUAGGCAUUACAGGAAAUCUUGAAAGUGCCAGGAAUUCAACAAAGAGUUUGUGCGAAGUUAUUGCUAAAUACGAAGCCGAAAAUGCAGAAUAUAUCGCUCAUGUUACACAAGUCAUUCUUGGCUUAUCCUGGUCUGAUAGACAAAUCGUCGAUUCAUUGCUUAGCUUAUUCCCACGCGUUGUAGCCUCCAAUCAAGAGAAUCCGAAUAUACAAAACGUAUAUGGCCGUCUUUUGAUUGCUGUUGGCCGCGCUAAGGAGGCUGUUGAAGUUCUCCAGCAAGCAGUCGUCCUCGAUAGCGAAAAUGACAACGCUUUCUCCGGACUUGUCAACGCAUAUAUUCUUAUGAACAACAUGGCCGAUGCCCAGAGCCAAUUGGACUUCCUAGAAGCCAUGAACGGCACGAACGGUCCUGGCCUUGCACUUCACACUCUCAAGCAAAAGAUCGCUAGAUUGAACAGAUUACCGCAAGAUGUUGAUUCUCUUCUCGGCGCAAUGAAGAGCCACGUCGAAACAGUCUACAAGAAACUCAAUACCUCAGUACAAUCGGAAGGAACUCAAUACAAAAUACAAGUCGACAGAUUUACAGAUAUGAUCAUUAUUUUGAAACUUCCUGAUUUCGAGGAUGCAAUGACAGAAGCCAUGGAGCAUUGUUCAACACUGGAUAAGACAGUUCCUGAUCCAAGAAACGGUCCAGUUUGCGAUCUUAUUGAAAUGAUGCUUGAUUUCGUUCCAGGAGCUGUUCCUUUCUCAUACUACCUUGCUAUUCUUGGUUAUGGUGAAGGCCGCUACGUACAGGCCACAAAAGCCAUCCAAUUUGUGUUGAAUUCUCAUUGGGGAUACAAUGCAUCGCAUUGCCACUUGUUACUUGCACAAAUCAGAUUGCAGAUGAAGCAGUUUGAUGAAGCCGAAGCUGCUCUCAACAGAGCUGUCUCUUUUGACUUCGGAAUCAGAUCAUCCCUCAGAUACAACAUGAUUAUGGCCCAAUUAUGCGAUUCCCAUGGCCAAUACGAUAAAGCCGUAGAGACAGCAACAAACAUUACUAAAACAGGAGAAUACAUCGCAGCCAAAUCUCCUGAAAAAUUAAAUGUCAUUUUGUUUAUCGCUCACGUCCACAAGAGAGCCGGAAACUUCAAUGCAGCAUUAAGCACUGUUGACGAUGCACUCACAAAUUUCACAGAACCAGACCAAGUCGGCCAAAUUAAAUUAUUCAAAGCGUCACUUUUGGCAAAAAGUGACUAUGUUCCUGACGGUCUUGCCAUUUUAGAUUCCUUUGAUCAGAAGUCUGAAUUAUUCUCCGCAGCAUGUAAAUCAGCCGCCAAGAUCUAUCUGAACAUACUUAAAGACAAAGCCGCCUACAUCAAAUGUUUCAAACAACUCGCAGAAGUUGUUCCGAACAAAACAAACUUUUUGUUACUUGGCGAUGCAUUGAUAAACGUUAAGAGAUUUAACGAAGCCGUUGAAUGCUUCAAGAAGGCUUUGCAGGAUGAUCCACGCGAUGGACAAGUUGCUCUUCAUCUUGCACGUGCAUACAUGAUUGUUCACGCGUUUGAUGAUGCUCUUGAAGCUUACGACCACGCGAUCAAAGUUUCCAAUGACAACAAAGUUCUUCUGGAAUAUUGCAGAACAAUGUACAAACUCAGAAGAUACCCAGAAGCACAAGAAAUCGUUGGAGAAACAAUGGAUAACAUCGAUCCUGAUUCCGCUGACUGGGAAUCUGUUUUCAUUUAUGCUCAAUUCGCUGAAUUAAUGUCUUUGAUUGAAUUGGCUGAUGGAUCUGAUGAAAACUCCAGUGAAUAUCUAUCAGACGCAUUGAAAUGCUAUGAUAGAUUGACUGCUCCAAACAGAAAUGAUAUCCCUGGCGAUAAAAUGUUGGAAGUAAAAACAAAAGCAUCGACAUUAUAUCAAAAGAAUGCAGAUGCUUUGUUACAACAAGAUAACCGUGAAGAAGCAAUCAAAUGCUUAAAGAAAGCAGCAGAAUUAGAUGAUUCUUCAUCAAAGGCAUCAUUGCAACUCGCGAAAUUAUUAGUUGAAGAUGAUAAAACUCAAGAAGCUGUUGAAAUUUGUCAACAAAUAUUGAGAACUAAUCCGAAAUGCGAGGAAGCAACAGUUAUUCUUGCCGACAUCAACUCUAAUGAGUCAAUACAAGAGUUGCAACAGACAUUUAACGAGAAUCCAACAUUCUUUAGAACACUUGUCAGAUUAAUAGAAUUAUGUGCAAGAGCCGGCCAAUUAUCAUCGAUCCCUGAGUAUUUAGAGAAAUGCGAUAAAUCAUUGGGUGGCUACACUUUCUGUUUAGGAUUGUACGAGUAUUACAUGGGCAAUCCACAGAAGGCCAUCGAGCAUUUCUAUUCAUGCAGGAAUGAUCCUGAUUGGGGAGAUGUUGCCCACAUUUACAUCUUCCACAUCAAAGCAAAUCCAUCUCAGAAAUUUGUUUGGUGCGAAGAAAAACCAUUGGCAAUGCAGAAAGACAUUGACGGUGCAGAGAAUACACUCAGGAAAUUCAGAAAUGCAGGACACGACACACAGAUGAUGGAAGCAACACUUUUGUUAUCAAAGAACACACAAGAAACUGUUCAACAAGCUUUGGAAAUUUAUCAAAGCAUGAAAAGUGACGCUCCUGAUGUAUUGAUUGGAAUGUGUCGAUGCUUCAUCAGAUUAGGUCAACAACAACAAGCAACGAGAUACUUGAAUUCAUUAAUUCAUGAUAAACCAAUUGCUUCCGAAAUAACAAGCUAUGUUGAAGCGUUUUUGAUGAUGACUUAUAUCUCUAUCAAAGACAACAUUUUGGAUGAUGCUGAAGAAUACGUUAACAAGGCAGUUAACCUUGAUAAGAGUUGCAGAAAGGCUUGGGAAAUGAUGGCACAGAUCUACGAAAAGAAGAAACUCCACGAAGAAGCUGCAGCAGCGUUAAGUACUGCUUGGGAACUUACUUCUAAAACUGAUUGUUACAUCGGUUACAAACUUGCUUAUAACUAUAUGAAGGCACAACAACCUGUGGAAGCAAUUAAAGUAGCAAGAGUUGUUUUGAAAAUUCACCAGAAUUACCCGAAGAUCAAAGAACAGAUUCUUAUCCCUUGCUGCGCACAGAUUAGACCAUAA
Trichomonas vaginalis G3 is the source of this 3867-nucleotide messenger RNA. Its product is annotated as tetratricopeptide repeat protein 21-like protein family. Gene Ontology annotation, cellular component: intraciliary transport particle A. Gene Ontology annotation, biological process: protein localization to cilium; intraciliary retrograde transport. Gene Ontology annotation, molecular function: protein binding. The transcript has a single exon. The record is from RefSeq and is a predicted model, not a curated record. Bases 1 to 3867 code for a protein of 1288 amino acids. Lineage: Eukaryota; Parabasalia; Trichomonadida; Trichomonadidae.